AUGGGCGGUACAGCCGGUGCCUCAACCUCUCUGGCUCGCUCCGGCUCUGGCAUCAACCGCAAGAAGUCGCUCGUGCGGCCAGAACGUAACAGAGUCGACCCAGACCAUCCCAACUACCAGUAUCGUCAGCAUGUACUUGCAACAAAUGCGACAGUUAUGCCUUCAGCAACAGGUGAAGUCCCAAGAGGCCCCAUGACCGAGUUUGGAGAGAGCGAGUUCGACGCGGAGAGUACGAGCGACGGAAUGGCAGCGGCGCUUGGUAAGGGAAGGGCUGCGCCAGUUAACGGCGGUAACGUGGCAGGAAAGAUGAAGGGGAAAAGAGGUACAAAGUACUUUCGCAGGGAUAACGAGACCGAGGCAAGUUUUUGGGCGGUAUACUGUUCGUUGGUGACGUGUUGGAUUCCCGGCACGGUACUUCGGUGGUGUGGUAUACCCGGAAAACAGCAGCAAAUGGCAUGGAGAGAAAAGAUUGGAUUGAUUUCGUGUAUCUUGGCGAUUGCCGCCAUUGUCGGUUAUCUUACCUUUGGUUUCACGGCGACCGUCUGUGGGUCACCUCGCCCCACUUAUCGCAUCAACGAAGUCAACACUGGUAUGCUCAUUAUCCACGGCCGCGCAUACGAUCUUUCUCAGUCGACGCAUCCUGCUUUCCAGGGUAACCCUACCGGCGCCAACGUUCUGUUCAACCCUGUCAAUGCUGGUGGUCAAGAUGCUAGCUUCUUGUUCCAGAACGUCAACCACAAGUGCAAGGGUCUGAUCACCAAGGUUUCCGGCUCUAGCAUUCCUGAAGACUCCGAUGGCAACUUGGGUUGGUAUAUGCCUUGUCACCUCCGCAACCAGGAUGGAUCAACGGCGGCGAACUUUACCUAUGAGCAUUACACUGGAUACUCUUGUCACACCUCGACCAAUGCUCGCGAUGCGUACUACAACCUCGACGUCGGCGGGGAUGUUUACUUCACUUGGGACGAUGUCAAGAACUCCUCUAGGAACUUGAUGGUCUACUCUGGAGAUGUUAUCGACUUGGAUCUCAUCUCAUGGCUUCCUGCUGACAAUGUUACGUACCCCUCUGUUUUCGAUGAAUUGAAGAACGGCACCCUGAACGACAGAUACCGCGGUGUUGACGUUACGCACGCUUUCUUGAAGACCGGCCAGAAGCACAUCGGUGAAUGUUUGAGCGAUAUCGCAAAGGUUGGUAUGGUUGACUCUAUCACUGUUGGUUGCAUGGCUUCCAAGGUCGUCUUGUACGUCUCCCUUGUCUUCAUCUUGGCUGUUGUCGCUGUUAAGUUCGUGUUGGCCUUGAUCUUCGGAUGGUUCCUCAGUCGCAGACUCGGGAAUAACAUGGCUAACAUGACCAAGGAACAGCUCGAGGCGAGAAGGUUGGAGAUUGAGGAGUGGUCAGACGAUAUCUACCGUCCUGCGGCUGAUGCUAACUUGCCUAACGUCAUCGCUACUGGAGCUGCGGCUGUCAACAAUGGUCGUCGUGCGUCUUUCUUGCCCACCAGCUCGAGGUUCGGUAACAGAGCUUCCUCCAUUGCUCGUCCUGCUACCAGUGGUACUGCGUCCAACAAGAAGCAGCCGAUCACCAUGGCCAUCCAACAACAGAACCAGCGUCUUACCAUGAACAAUCAGAGUCGCGCGUCCCUCCUGGAUCCCUCUUUCUUGCAGUCUACCACCAGUUUCGGAACUGGUGCCAGCGCAUUCGAUGUUGAUGCCGCGCCUGGGCCUGCUGGGUUCGUGCACGAAGCUGUCGUUCCUCAGCCUCCGAUUGAGUACCAACCUUUCAAUUUCCCGCUUGCUCACACCAUCUGUCUCGUCACUGCUUACUCCGAAUCCGCCGAGGGUAUCCGCUCCACCUGUGACUCUCUCGCCACUACCGAUUACCCCAACUCACACAAGCUCUUGCUCAUUAUUUGUGAUGGUCUCAUCAAGGGUUCUGGUAACGAUUUGACUACGCCCGAUAUCUGUUUGGCUAUGAUGAAGGACUUUGCUGUUCAGCCUGAGGAGGUCGAGGCUCACUCGUAUGUCGCUAUCGCGAACGGUGAGAAGAGGCACAACAUGGCCAAAGUCUAUGCCGGUUUCUACGACUACGAUGACAGCACAGUCGAUUCCUCCAAGCAGCAGCGUGUUCCGAUGAUUCUUGUCGUCAAGAGUGGUACUCCUGCUGAGGCCACCGCCGGGAAGCCGGGUAACCGUGGUAAGCGUGAUUCUCAGGUCAUCCUUAUGAGUUUCUUGCAGAAGGUCAUGUUCGAUGAGCGUAUGACAGAGCUCGAGUAUGAAAUGUUCAACGGGAUCUGGAAGGUGACCGGUAUUUCACCUGACCUUUACGAGAUUGUUCUCAUGGUGGAUGCGGAUACCAAGGUCUUCCCUGAUUCUUUGACUCACAUGGUUUCCACUAUGGUCCGUGAUCCUGAGGUUAUGGGAUUGUGCGGUGAGACCAAGAUUGCCAACAAGACGCAGUCCUGGGUUACUGCCAUCCAGGUCUUCGAGUACUACAUUUCUCACCACUUGUCCAAGUCUUUCGAGGCUGUUUUCGGUAUGGUCACCUGUUUACCCGGAUGUUUCUGUAUGUACCGUAUCAAAGCCCCUAAGGGUCCUGCCGGUUACUGGGUUCCUAUCUUGAACAACCCCGAUAUCGUUGCUCACUACUCCGAAAACGUUGUCGAAACCCUUCACCAGAAGAACUUGCUUCUUCUCGGAGAAGACCGGUUCUUGUCGACUCUUAUGCUCAAGACCUUCCCGAAGAGGAAGAUGAUGUUCGUUCCGGCUGCUGUCUGUAAGACGGUUGUUCCUGAUGAGUUCAAGGUUUUGUUGUCUCAGCGUCGUCGUUGGAUUAACUCUACCGUGCACAACUUGAUGGAGUUGGUCUUGGUCAAGGAUCUUUGUGGUACUUUCUGCUUCUCUAUGCAAUUUGUUGUGUUCAUCGAGUUGGUCGGGACGCUUGUCUUGCCGGCUGCUUUGGCUUUCACUUUGUACGUCGUUAUCAUCGCUAUUGUCGCGAAGCCAGUACCCAUUAUUCCUCUUGUGCUUCUCGCACUGGUUCUUGGCCUGCCGGCUGUCUUGAUUGUUUUAACUGCCAAGCGUGCUUCUUACAUCUUGUGGAUGUUGAUCUACUUGAUCUCCCUCCCCGUCUGGAAUUUGGUGUUGCCAUCAUGGGCAUUCUGGCAUUUCGAUGAUUUCUCUUGGGGAGAAACUCGCAAGGUCAUCGGUGAGGUCAAGGGUGAAGACCACGGUGGCAAGGAGGGAGAGUUCAACAGUGACAUGAUUGUCAUGAAGAGAUGGGGGGAUUUCGAACGCGACAGGAGAAAGAUGAUGAGCCCCGGAUCUGCCCCCUCCCCACAAGGCGGCAACGGAUAUUUGUCGCCAGUGAGCGAGAGUGUACUCGGUAACAGCAAGCAGUACGAUUCAUUCCAGCAGAUGGAUCUAGGAUUGGGAGAGAAUGGCUCUUCGGAGGAUUAUGCUACGGCUAAGUAA
Saitoella complicata NRRL Y-17804 is the source of this 3468-nucleotide messenger RNA. RefSeq lists its product as uncharacterized. Gene Ontology annotation, cellular component: cell septum; cell periphery. Gene Ontology annotation, molecular function: chitin synthase activity. The coding region runs from base 1 to 3468 and encodes 1155 amino acids. The record is from RefSeq and is a predicted model, not a curated record. Lineage: Eukaryota; Fungi; Ascomycota; Saitoellomycetes; Saitoellales; Saitoellaceae. The transcript has a single exon.